Messenger RNA from Oxyura jamaicensis (ruddy duck), 769 nucleotides. RefSeq names its product mitochondrial ribosomal protein L58 (gene MRPL58). Lineage: Eukaryota; Metazoa; Chordata; Aves; Anseriformes; Anatidae. The transcript has 6 exons. Gene Ontology annotation, biological process: mitochondrial translational termination. Bases 32 to 628 code for a protein of 198 amino acids. The record is from RefSeq and is a predicted model, not a curated record. Gene Ontology annotation, cellular component: mitochondrial large ribosomal subunit. Gene Ontology annotation, molecular function: translation release factor activity.
GCCUUUUCGCCGGUGCACCGCGGCGGCCAAGAUGGCGGCGCGCACUCUCCGAGCCCUGUGCCGGCCGCGGCUGCUCGUGGCCGGCUUCUCGCGGCCGGCAGCUGCCGGGGCGGAGUUCCGGAGCGCCUACAGCCUGGACAAGCUGUACCCGCCGCGGGGGGACGGCGGCGGCGAUACCGGCAGCGCCCCGGAGCAGGAGGCCAAGCCCCCGGCCCUCGACAUCCCCAUGGACCGACUGACUGUAUCCUACUGCCGGAGCAGCGGCCCUGGUGGGCAGAACGUUAAUAAAGUGAAUACUAAGGCAGAAGUCAGGUUCCACCUGGCAUCAGCAGACUGGAUCCCAGAAGCUGUGAGACAAAGAAUGGCAUCAAUGCACAAAAACAAGAUAAACCGAGCUGGUGAGCUGAUUGUGAGCUCUGAAGAGAGUCGCUACCAAAUGAGGAAUCUGGCGAUUUGUUUAGAAAAAAUCAGAGCCAUGGUCACGGAGGCUACUGAGAAGCCGAAGGUGGUGUCUAAGGAGACUGCACAGGAGCUCAUAGCCAGGGUGGAAAAAAUGAACCGUGAACGACUGAGACAGAAAAAGAUACACUCAAAUAUAAAACAGAGCAGGAAGGCAGAUUUCGACUGAGAACAGUGGAGAUGGAAGUCCUUGGCUUCCAUUUUAAGAAAUGUUGUUGGCAACUGAAGAUGUUACUAAACUUAUGAGCUUGAUUGAAAAAAGAACUGUCAAAAAAUGUAAAUAAAAGUAAUAAACAUAUUUUGAACCUAA